AUGGCAUGCCUGAGUGGAGACGCACGUGUGCAGCAAUUGUACCACCCCUACUGCCAUCCGUGUGGUGCUUCUACGCGCAAAUGCGCAGUCGCUUGCAUGCGUACUACACCAAACCUGGCAUCUUAUCCCCGUGUAUUCAUUGACGGGGCCACGCCAUACGGCACAAGGUGGGGCGGUGGAAAUGUUGCAACCGGUCUCUCAAGUUCCUCCUCCAGCGGCGUCUCUUCUAUCCUACCUACCGAGUCGGACUACAUCCCUUCCCUAAAAGUGAAGGCAAACCAACACAACUCCUCUAUCACCCCCAACAAUAACUAUCUUGGCAGUGUGCACAACAGUCAUCAAUCCAUUGGAGCACGGAAUCACAAAAUGCCAGUGUGUUAUGGAGUUCAGAGUUUUGUCAUGGCCUCACGGGCGCCUGUUUUUCACGCCUGUUCAGUUGACUUAUCCUGGCAGGCUACAGUUCAUGCUUGCCAGCGAUGUCCUCGGGCAGCUAUGACACCUAGCGCUGCUACAGCAGCCAUCGCUACUCAAUCCAACGUGGAGGGAACUACCUCACGAUUUUGCCCUGCCGGAGUUCACAUGGGCAAAUGUCUUCCCGCUCAGGAGGUCUACACAGACGUUUGGGGUUCUGUUUCCAGCAUUUCUUCUGCAGUAGGUAGUGGGUUAGUGUCAAGGGUGCCGCAGAAGUCUCUGGACUCAUCGAAGACCUCAGAUGUUUCGAUCCCUCCCCCGCCUCUAAUUGAACCCUGGGUGCUACCUGACUUGCCUCUCCCAACCACUGUUCACAGCAAGGCCUCCUUCUCGCCUAGCGUCCCUAUUGCUGUUCAAUCUGCUCUGCUCGAUGAUAGCAGUUCUACUGUUAACAAUGCAACAUUGUCCAAGCAACAGAAAACCACCCCACUUCCAAAGCUCUCAGAUAAUAAGGAGCUCACGCCAUCCUCGAGGGUUGCAGAAUUGACUAAUGAGACGAUUUCUACAUCCAAGACUCCUAUACGAGAAGAAGUGGAUGAUGUUUCGAUUUCCCGACCGAAAAUCUCACCACCAUCAGAAAAGGCGGAAACUAUAAUGGUUAAGCCGGCAAAAGAAUCUGUGCCUAAAGAGACAGAAAAAGUGAGUUGCCAGGUUAGAAUAGGAGAUCUGGUUUCUAGGUCAAUUUGGUCUUCCUCUAACAUGCAUGAAAUGUUGCCUGCUUGUUGGACGCCUUUUCUGUUGCCUUCGAUUCAAGACUUGGGCGCUUGCCAACCAUUUGAAGUGUUCUUGUGGCUCAUUCCCAAAACUAGUGAUGAGGUGGAAUUUGGUGUGUCACACUCGCUUUUUGGACUUCUAACGCCCACAGUUAUUCCUGGUGACAAAACAGAACGCACGAAUGGUGGUCCUGCAGUUAACUCCACAGUUCCAACAACCACCAUCACCCCCUCUCCAUCAGUCGCCCUCAUCAAAGAUGCUGAGAAGGAUACCACACCGAAGGAGGCGGUUCUUUCCAAGGACGAGACAUCCACAAUCUCCUCAUCAGUUUCCAAGAUUUCUCGGCCCUUUAAGGACGAAAAAGGCAAGGACUCUGUUCUCAAAGAAGAGAAAGGGGAGGAGGAAGAGAAGAGGAAAACUGAAUUGUUGGAGACAAUGGCGGAAGUAUCCAAGACGGUACCCAAUCAAACCCCUAGUGGUGUCACAGGGGCAGUGCCGAAGCCUCUGCAAGCGAGCAAGCGGGUACCACAGUUCUAUAUCCCUCCGGGAACCUCUAUUCUCUCUUCUACGGAAUUGGACUCUGCUAUGGAAAAAGUGAAGGUUUGUAUUCUCGAGGGAUUAGCGGCAUCUGUUCCUGUUCAAAAGAGGAGCAAUGAAGCUGAGGAGACCAACAACAAAAAUUUGGAGAUGAAAUCAGUAACAACAGUCGUUGUGGAUGGGGAGAAUGAGGAACACACACAGUCCACCAAGGUCACUGUCGACUCUCUCAUCCCCUUUAGUCGUUUUGACCUUGUUACUAAGGCAUGCGGCUGCCCUCUCUACUGGAAACGAGCACUUUUUAAAGCCGCUGGUAGCGAGAACGACAGCACUGCCGUCCCCGUUGCUGCGAUUCUCUCAUUUUGGCGUCGGGUCUUAGCCUCUUGUUCGGAUGCUGCAUCUCAGUUCAUUUACCUGCUGACUAAAGGCAAAUCUCAGCAUCUCAUGCCCGAUGACUUCUGGCCGAUAAUUCAAGACGUGGUAGACACGCAUCCCAGCUUGACGUUUUUACAAGCAGCACCAGAGUUUCACGCACGUUAUGUGACGACGGUAGUAUCGCGUAUCUUCUUCUGCACCAAUACCUCCUGGUCAGGCCGCAUCAGUCUAGGCGAGCUGCGGCGCUCCAACUUUCUUGAAGUGCUUGCCAGUCUCGAGAGAGAAGAGGAUAUCAACCUGGUCACUCAGUACUUCUCCUAUGAACACUUCUAUGUAAUCUACUGCAAGUUUUGGGAACUCGACACCAAUCACGAUCUCAUCAUCAGCAAGGCUGAUCUCGCUAGGCACAAUAACUAUGCUAUCUCAGAGCGGAUGAUUGAUCGCAUAUUUAGCGGUGCUGUUACACGCGGAACUUCAUUCAAGGAGGGUACAAUGACUUACUCGGACUUUGUGUGGUUCCUUCUGGCAGAAGAGGAUAAACGGCACCCACGGAGCAUUGAAUAUUGGUUCCGGUGCAUGGAUUUGGAUGGAGACGGGGUGCUCUCGCUAUACGAGCUGGAAUACUUCUAUUCGGAGCAGUCAGCACGAAUGGAAGAGAUGGGCAUUGAGCCACCGACCCUAGAAGACUGCCUGUGUCAGUGCCUUGAUAUGGUUCGACCCGUCCUCCCUGAUAAGAUUCGUCUCUCUGAUCUCAAAAAGUGCAACCUCUGUCCCGUCUUUUUCGACACCUUCUUUAACCUUCCCAAGUACCUCCAACACGAGCAGCGGGAUCCCUUCUCCAACCUUCAGGCCAUCGAGGAAGGAUUGACGGAGAUUUCAGACUGGGACCGCUAUGCAUCGGAUACGUAUGAAAUGCUUAUUGUUUCGGAGAGUGGUGGCGGGGGUACUGGCGGCGAGGACGACGAUGAUGAGGACGAGGAAGAUGAGGACUUGGCCGCUUCCUCUCCUGUUCCCUCUGCAGAGACCGGACCACUGACAGAAAAGUCCAUUACCGUCGGAGAUGUUGCUUUGCCAGCAUCAAAGGAGAUCACUGAAUCCUCUUCUUCCUCCUCAACUACCCUUGCACAACCCACUCUUGCCGCUGUCACUGAGUCAGUGAACGAAUCUGCUUAA
Messenger RNA from Hydatigera taeniaeformis, 3270 nucleotides. Lineage: Eukaryota; Metazoa; Platyhelminthes; Cestoda; Cyclophyllidea; Taeniidae. The record is from the annotation of a GenBank genome assembly.